AUGUCGUACUACAACCAACCCUACGGCCCUGGUGCAGGCGGAGGCGGCGCUGCAUCAAACCUCCAAUUCUAUCCAUCAUCCUACUCGAACGUCUCCGGCCACACGACGCCUUCACAGGCUUCUUAUGGAGGGUAUGGUGGCACCAGUAAUCCCGCCAGUGCAUAUCCAGGGUAUGGUGCAGGCUCCUCCGGAGGCUUUGGGGGUGGACCUGGUAUGCAGGGUGUUAGUGGUCGCAUGGGAGACUCCGGCGGGCUGAGAACAGGCUGGCUCGCGGCGUUUGGGACAGAAGGAUACGAAGGAGAACCGGGAUUGAUGGAGGAGCUUGGGGUAAACUUUGGUCAUAUCAAGACGAAGACACUCACAGUCCUGAACCCAUGGACGCGUCCUUCACCCCACAUCAUGGACGACAGUGAUCUCUACGGGGGUCUGCUAUUCUUGAUUCUUUAUGGGACGUUUCUCGCCCUCUCGGGAAAAUUCUUCUACGGAUAUAUCUACGGCAUUGCGCUCUUUGGGUCUAUGGCUCUACACUGGAUGUUCGCGCUCAUGACACCGCCCAUCGACCCCAACGACUCGGAUCAAAUGGCGCAGGCCCAACGAGAUCAUGGUCAAGAGCCCGGCGGACGUGGCCACGGAGGUCAUUUCUCUAGUACACUGACGUACUCACGAAGUGCAAGUGUUUUGGGGUACUGUUUCCUUCCGCUCGUCUUCACCUCCCUGUUUGGGGUGCUCCUGCCCAUGGACACGGCCAUGGGAUACGUGAUGACGGCGAUGGCGGUAGGGUGGUGCACAUUUAGCAGUUCUGGAAUGUUUGUCAGUGUGGGAAGGAUGAAGGGGAUGAGAGGCCUGGUCGCAUACCCCUUAGCAUUGUUUUACUCGGGGUUUGGGAUUAUGGGCAUCUUCUCGAGCCGGGGGAGUGGCAUGUUGGAAGGGAAAGUGCUUUGA
Molecule: messenger RNA, 942 nt
Organism: Fonsecaea multimorphosa CBS 102226
Lineage: Eukaryota; Fungi; Ascomycota; Eurotiomycetes; Chaetothyriales; Herpotrichiellaceae
Exons: 2
Coding region: 1-942 (313 amino acids)
Biological process (GO): vesicle fusion with Golgi apparatus; endoplasmic reticulum to Golgi vesicle-mediated transport
Cellular component (GO): trans-Golgi network
Source: RefSeq, a predicted model, not a curated record